AUGCACUUGUCAUUUGAAUGUCUCGAAGAUCUUAAAUACCUCGUCUUUUGGGAACAAUCGAAGGAGCCAUCACUUAUGAAAUUCUUAAAUUUCCGAUUACUCGCACAAGAUUUGGAAGAUGAGCAUUAUGCCGAAAUAUCUGACGUCGGGCAAAAGGUGAUAAAAUGGUUAAAAGAUCAUUCAUUUAUCACAAUAUAUAGUUCUUUAUAUCUUAGCGGUGUGGGAGUGGGAAAGACUCCGGGAAAGAAUGAUAAGAAUUCGAAACAGAUAAAUCAUUUUUGGGAUUUACAAGCCAAGAGUCAAAACAUUCACGCAGAGAAAAAGUUGCUUGAGGAGGAAGCUCAGCUGAGUCAAACUCAAUAUAUUCUUGAUGCAACAAGAGAGAGAUCUUUACUACAAAGAACGAUCACCAACCAAUUUGAAUUUAAUGUAUGGCUUUCUAGAAAACGUCUUCUCACUUCUCAGGUGCUUUUGCAGAUCAAAACAGUCAACUCGGAUGAGGUCCCGUCUGCAACGACAACAACUUCGUUAUAUGUUCCAUCUUCUCCAUCUACUCCUGAUUGCAAUAUUAGCGAAGAAUAUAUAAUUGUAGAAAACCGUAGUUAUUCUAUGGAUUACCUCACUGGUCCCGGUGUUCCAGAAUGGCACCUGAACGAAGAUUCAAUUCGAUGGAUCGUAAACGACAUCGACAUCACUGAGAUAUGUCGUGAAUAUCGUGCAAUCGUGGUUAAAAAAUGUGAGUCGAUGGAAGUUACUUUGAGUGCUACAGAAGAACUGAUUAUAAGCCACGUAUUCGUAUUUCAAGAACAAAGUCCCCUCGGAUUAUGUGAAUAUUUUGAUGACGAAUUAUGGGCGGAGCUCUUUGCCGAGUUUCGAGGCACAUUUCAGUUUUCAGUUUUCAGUUCUAAUUCUGAGUAUCUGCAGAUCCCGUGUGAGGAACAAAAUCAAACCGAACGUCAAAAACUUGCAAGGCACUAUUUACGAAAUUUUGAAGUUAUAACCGAAGAAGAAGAAAUAAUCAUAGAGAUGUUUAGGGAACUGGUUGAUAACGAGCAGUCCUCAUUCACAAGAAAUUAUGUU
Funneliformis mosseae is the source of this 1080-nucleotide messenger RNA. The record is from the annotation of a GenBank genome assembly. NCBI's taxonomy places the organism in Eukaryota, Fungi, Glomeromycota, Glomeromycetes, Glomerales, Glomeraceae.